Messenger RNA from Entamoeba invadens IP1, 654 nucleotides. RefSeq lists its product as hypothetical. Bases 1 to 654 code for a protein of 217 amino acids. The transcript has a single exon. NCBI's taxonomy places the organism in Eukaryota, Evosea, Mastigamoebida, Endamoebidae. The record is from RefSeq and is a predicted model, not a curated record.
AUGUGUGAGUGUGUAUGUUCCAGCAUCAGUGAAGACACAACAACAGAGGACUUGUUGAGCCAAAACUUCCAGAUGAAUGACUUUUUAGAGGACACAAGUGACUCAAGUGUAUCGAUUCGAUACGCUGCAGAAGGGUGGGGAAACGAUUCCUCAGAUACCGAGUUAUUGUACAACUCCUCCCCAUGUCUUCCCAUUGAAGAUGAGUACCCUCCCCAUCCCCUUUCAUUAACAGAAGAAAAAGAGGACAGUGCUGAGGUGUUAAAAGAUACAGAAGUGUUGCUACAAAAACUUCAAAUAAUGAAUGUCCGGUCACAAAAAUUGGCGAAAUUAACUGGGCGGAGAAAUUCAAUAGAAAAGAUAUCGUCGUUUCUUGUCCCCUCCACCCAACAAGAGGCCUAUGACAAUGGGAAGGGGAUCGUCAAAAGUGAUAUUUUGAAGCAAAAAAUGGGUGAAAGGAUAAACGCGGGCGAUAUCAUGAAAAUCACACGCGCUAAGACUUCACAGAGAAAGAUGAACAAAAUACAACAAAUUCUUGGACAUCCUUCUGUUUCCGAUUUCUCUGUAUUCCUAUCCCCCAAAUCAAGAAAACAAGCUCUCAACAAUGGGAAGAAAGUAAAGAAAUUCGAAAAGCUUCAGAAGCUUGCUGGCGUUUAA